This is a messenger RNA of Periophthalmus magnuspinnatus, 2711 nucleotides long. RefSeq names its product zinc finger DHHC-type palmitoyltransferase 20b (gene zdhhc20b). The transcript is spliced from 13 exons. The record is from RefSeq and is a predicted model, not a curated record. The coding region runs from base 54 to 1151 and encodes 365 amino acids. Gene Ontology annotation, molecular function: protein-cysteine S-palmitoyltransferase activity. NCBI's taxonomy places the organism in Eukaryota, Metazoa, Chordata, Actinopteri, Gobiiformes, Gobiidae. Gene Ontology annotation, biological process: synaptic vesicle maturation; peptidyl-L-cysteine S-palmitoylation; protein targeting to membrane. Gene Ontology annotation, cellular component: Golgi apparatus; endoplasmic reticulum.
GGUGGCCACGCCCUUUUCCAAUAGACUGCCUUUUCCUCAGUGGAGAGAGAAAGAUGGCGCCUACGCACGUCCUGAGAUGCUGUCAACGAGGCUUAGCAUGGAUACCUGUAAUAUUUAUCGCUCUGGUGGUUUGCUGGUCGUAUUAUGCGUAUGUAGUGCAGCUAUGUAUAUUCACCAUCUUAAAUAUCGGAGAAAAAAUCGUCUACUUGAUCUUCUUCCACCUCUCAUUCAUAAUGUUUGUAUGGUCUUAUUGGAAGACCAUCUUCACCAAACCUGCAAACCCCUCCAAAGAGUUCUGCUUACCCAAAGUGGAAAAAGAACGUUAUGAAAAGGAGGAGCGUCCAGAGUCUCAACAGGAGAUCUUGUGGCGUGUGGCAUCGACUCUGCCUCUUUACACACGCACAGGAGCAGGAGCCAUACGUUACUGUGAUCGCUGUCAAGUUAUCAAACCAGACAGAUGUCACCAUUGUUCCGCCUGCGACAUGUGUGUCUUGAAAAUGGAUCACCAUUGUCCCUGGGUAAACAACUGCGUCGGCUUCUCCAACUACAAGUUUUUCAUCCUUUUCUUGGCUUACUCGCUGGUCUACUGUUUGUUUAUUGCUGCCACAGUUCUACAGUAUUUCAUAAAAUUUUGGACAAACGAACUGCCAGACACUGCAACACAUGCCAAAUUCCACGUCUUAUUUCUGUUUUUUGUGGCAGCCAUGUUCUGCAUUAGCAUUUUGUCCCUCUUCAGCUACCAUCUGUGGCUUGUGGGGAAGAACAGAUCAACCAUAGAGGCAUUUAGAGCCCCCGUCUUCAGAACAGGCUCUGAUAAAAAUGGCUUUUCUCUUGGUUUCCGAAAGAACAUUGCUCAAGUAUUUGGAGACCAAAAGAAAUACUGGCUACUGCCUGUGUUCACGAGUCAGGGCGAUGGCCUGACGUUCCCUACGAGGCUGGUGAAUGCUGACGUAGAGCAAGCCACAGUCACCUUGCAACCAGAGCCCAAUAAAAUUGUUACUGAUGUUCCUGCUAGUCCACUCAGCGAAUCACAGAACCGGCUUUUGAGCGACGACCAGCACACCAAUCACAUAGAAGACCAUGUGUCCAAUAACUCCCCCAAAUCAGCAGGAAGUGAAACCGUUACAGUCACUAUGGAGAGUGAGUCCUAACCAGGCAAAGAUGAGCUUCUGAAAACGAUGAACUCCUCCUUCCUCUGAUGAUGCCUUAACCGACCGUUAAACAGUUUAGGCUGUUGCCAUGGUAACAGUCUCCCAGCGCACCAAAAGCCCCCGCCUCCUCCAGAGUAAUUAUGGGAAACGCAUCUGUCCUGAAACCUCACACCCACCACCUUGUCACAUUCACCAAACAUGUUUUUAUUUCACUCUUACUACUAAGAGCAUAUUACUGAAGCUAUUUGUGCCAAAAGUCGAUGCAAUGCACCCUUCUUAUAUUUUGCCUUUGAUACAAGGCUGUGGAACUUUUUAUAUUUUUUCCUCUUUAUUUUUUAAAGCUGUGCAUUCACAGGGAUAGUAAAUGUGAGGUGUUAUGCCAAUCUAAAACCUACUCUUCAGUAAGGUUUGUCUCUGUGGAUUUUAACUCACUGAGUUUUGGAUUGCAAAUUGGAUUAGAGCACAAGAUGGCGCUAUUGCACUUUGUAGUUUAUAAUUACCAUUACAACAAAUGCUGCUUUCAGCCUACCCAGCAUCACAGGUACAGUGGAUGUUGGAUGUGAUUUAUUCUGUUUUCAACUCUAUGUAUGCGAUUUUGUAAUGAGAAAGAAAAAUUACUAUCACAUGCUGCUUGAUAGACAUUUCACUUGGUGCAAUGCCUAACAUUUUUCCACUUUAGUUAAUUCUGUGCUUGACUCUCCCAUUAUUCCUCCACUGUCAGGUACAUCAGUGUUCACCAGGUUACCAAGACACCAAAAAAGGGCUUACCCAAAACUCUAGCCCUGAAGUGUUUACAGCAUCCUCACUUUGUCUUGCUGCCAAAUGUGUCAUCAAACCAAAUGGAUAAGUAGUUUGGAUGCCAUUUUUCUACAAGAUGUCAGCCCCUGCUUUCAUUGUGGGUCGUGAUGUCCUUGCAGUACUGGUGUUGGCCAGCAGAUGGUGACAAAACUUCAGCUGUUUCGAGAGUGUUAUGAGUGCUUUCAACGAGAAUCUCUGGGCUCAGUUUAAUUUCUGUUUCACUUAAUUUCUACCAGAAUCUGAAGUAUUUUAUACACUCAUUUAUAAAGUCUCUUCUAAUUGAAUGGUGGCUAAUUCAACCCACCUCUGAAACCACAUUUAUUAGAUGGAUCUAAUGUGACUGUGUACUGUUAAUACUUCUUAGUACUUGACAGUUUGUGUCUAUGUUAAACAUCUGGGAUGUGGUUGAGAUUUAAAGGGUUGAAAUGCCAAAACUAACAAAGAUUUCUAAUUCAGUUUUGGAAACUCAUUAUUUGUUCAAAUGAGACUGAGCCCGAUUCCUGAUGUCUCUCUACCUUCCCUCUGAUGUCGCUCACCCUUUGACCUUCCCGAUGUUUACAACUCUUUGUAUUGUGUCGAGUGAGCCAGUGGUGUUAGCUGUUGUUUAAUUGUUGUCACAGUUGUGCAGAAUGUACCUCAGCCUGAGAUAGAUGACAGCCUGCUUUUUAUUUGAUUUUUUCUAUUCUACACAUUUUUAUAACCAAAAUGUAUUAUAGUACUUUAUAAUGGCUGUUUUAAGUAUAUACAGUUUGUUUUAUGAGA